AAAAAUGCUGAACAGAUUGGCUGAGAUUGGGACAUACAGCCAGGCUUGCCAUAUACAACACGUCUCUCUGCCUGUCCAUCCAUUAGAUUACCGCACGCUUGAUAGACAUGAAAACACAAUCUACUACACUACAUAUUAUCGCUAUAUAUCAUUAGAAUAGUAGGGUUUUAUGCUAUUGCCUCUCUAAUCACACAGGUACGCUGCGAAUUCUGCUCAUUCCGUCACCUUUCUUCGCAUUUAGUAUUUGCUAAUGAAUUUUUCCCUCUGUUUUUACCUGAAUAUUAUGUGCACAGACCAUAUAAUCUGAAGCAUAUAAGGUGUUCAAUGAUAUGUUUCUAUGAGAAAAGCAUAUUAGUUUUUACAAUUCCGCUUAUCAUUUUUAGUUUUUGUGGUUUCGAUGCUGAUGUCUUCUAUAAAUGCUCUAUUCUUCUACUAUUUGGAUAUUUAAGUUUCUUAGUUUCAGUGUUCUUUCUUCUCGAAGCAGAAGUAGUUCUCUGUGAACAUAGUAAAAACCUAGCCUGGAGAAAAACUCAAUGGAGAAUACUUUAAAUGUCAUACGUCUCUUUUUGAAAUGUCAUACAUCUAUAUUUAGUCUAAUAUUUCAUUUAGCAUUUUCAGUUUUUAUAAACAAAGCAUGUUUUUUUUUGAAUUGGUUUGUUUUUAUAGUCAUCCCCCCAAGAUUUGUCCAAAAAAAUCUGUAUUAAAAAAACUACAUUCUUCUACCAAGCCCUUCAUGCUUAGUUUUUGGUGUUUACAAUAGCAAAAUGUUCUUUGUGCAUAUAUUAUGUUUGAUUAAAUGCAUAGAAGUCGAUAUGUCCUGACAACGGUCACAAGUUCACUUUAAAAAAUCCGGCCAAAACACACACAACAGCAGCUCAAACCUCUAACUGCAGUCCUCUGUAGCACAUCAAACUGCCACAUCCAUUCUUCCACGCUAUGUAAAGGGAGUUAUCAUUUUUGGAUUUUUAGACCCUUCGAUAUGACACACUAGAUAAACACAAUUGAAGAGAUCAACGAUUCAAAGGAGACAUAGAAGAUUGCGGUUUGGGUGAUAUCACUUUGUUCUGUUCAUUCUUCUUCAAAGUUCAUUGGAAUGAUUUUAAUGGACGCUAAGUGGUGAUAUGAAAAUGUGUACUUUAUUGGGCGAGUGUGCUUCCAAAUUGUUGAAUUUUCGUGAAAGACAUCAAUCGGAGGCUCGGAGCUAACUGUUGUCAUACUAACACAUGCAAAAUUCAAGGAACCAGAAGGGUCAUACGAUGCAAUCCUAUAAUGUUGGUGAGGUAUUGUGCCUAUAACAAAGGCAUGACCCUAAAUUAUGAAGAGAUGCAGCGGAGGCAAAAACGAGGAGACUUGGGGUUGAAGAGAUGCAGGGGCGGCAAAAAGAAGAAGGAGAGUCAGGCGUUGAAGAGAUGCAGCCGCAAAAAGAAGAAGGAAAGUGAGGCGUUGAAGAGAUGCAGCGGCCACAAAAAGGAGGAGGGUUGGACUUUGAAGAGAUGCAGCGACGACCCCUGCGUCUGCGAAAAGAAGCUUAAGAGAGCAGGAUGCCCGUAUUCACUAUUCGACCCAGAAAACUAUUUUCCUUCUCCAAUAAAUACCAUCCACCCUGAUUGUACUACUGGUGAACCACAUGACUUUUUCGAAUUUCCUGAAGAAAUAUUUAUGGAGGAGAUCAAGCCUCUUAAUAUUAAGAAAGGCAAGAAAUUGCCUAUUGAUGUGUUUUCCUUGUUAUCUAAUGGCGGUAAAACAAACUCCCUUGUCCGUAAAAACGGUGAAAGAGUUGGUUUAAUCGAUGCUAUUGCCGGUAAGUAUUUGGUUGUUUGUUGCUUCAUCGUGCCUAUGUUUGCUGGCGACCCUCCUCAGCGUGUAUGCCGCAGCUUGAUUGCAACUUACAAUGGCUUGAAGAAGAAUAACUCAAAUUUCGAGAUGGUGAUGGUAGCUAAGAUGAGAUCCUCAUUUAUCUCUAAGGAACAAGAGGAACCUGCUUUCGACUGGUUUUUUUCUGCGUUUCCUUGCCUGGCUGUACCCUUUUCUGACUUUUCGACCCGGGACUCGAUUUGCAAGCUUCUUGGGUUAAAAAGUUCGAGGUUGACUGAAAGUGAUGCUUGUCUUGUUCUAGAUCCGGAUCAAAAGGUUUUGCAGUCGGAUACUUUGUGUUUCAAAGAGUAUGGUGCUGCGUACUUCCCUUUCACUGAUCACCACUUGGACUCCGUUAAGAAAAAAAUUGAGGAGGUAAGGAUGAGGUUGGAUCCAGUUUACCGGCAAUCGAAACUCGACGGCCAGGAGACAUUGAAGAGGUGGUCGGGUCCUCUCUACAAGGGCGUUGUAGAAGAUGAAAUCAGCAAUAAACCUGUGACCCUGGAGGAACUCUUGUGCUGCGAAUCCUCAAUGCUCCUACACAAAUGUGAUGGCAGUAGCCAAGAGAACAAGGUAAUAUCUGUUGCAGACCUCAGCAAGAGCAAGUGUGUUGUCUUGUACCUUUGCUUUGAUGCUGCAUUUAUGUCUCGUCUUGAAAUCUUCCGUCGCAGAUGUGUUAAGCGUAAGCAACAGUUUGACGUUGUGAUCAUAAACCUAUCCUACUUUUCUGACGAGUCUUCGUACUCUGAAGCAUUCAAGUUGGCAUUGAAAGAGAACGGUAUAUCAUCUUGGUGGGAGCUUCCCUUUGUUGACCAUGUUAGCCGAAGGCUUUACCAAAUUGUUAAUGUUCCAUAUGAAGAUGAUGUAAUCAUUUGGGCUGGUGGUGGGCGUUCCGGUGAGCUAAGUGGAUUAGCUCUUAUGGAGUGGUGUGGCUCAAGCAACUUAUAUCCUGUCACUAGAAAGAAAUGGUUAGAUGACAAGCUUUCGGCUUUAAGGUCACUCACCUUAGAGUCGUUUCUUUCCUACAAGGGAUGCAAACGAGGUUCUUCUCACUUGAAAGUUUCUUGCCUCAAGAACAGGAAAAUCCUCCUUUACUUUGGCUCCUCUAGUUCUCUCUUCAAGAAGUUGCUUGACUCCUACAAACAAAUAAAGGAGGACUAUCCUGGUUCUGAAGUGGUCUUUGCUCCCAUGUGUAAUCCAAAUCCAGUUAAUGAGAUGCCGUGGCCGCAACUGUCUUCUCCCGUUGCAAUACCCGAGGUUCUUUGGUUUAAGCCUAUACUUGUGGCAUUUGGGGACGACAACCGGAUUAAAUCAUUACAUGCUGAAGAACGUCUAGAUUACAGAGAAAAUGAGGUUUCACUGUUUGAUGAUACUUUGCGUGAUGAGACCCUCGAAUACUUGACAUGUGAAAUACAACGUUGACGGGUACAGCUCACUGUUUAACUGGCCACUCUGCUGCUUGUCUUUGGUUAUUCUGCUUUUUGUGUGUUUUAGUUGAUGUUAUCAAUCUGUAUUCGUAAAGAUAAUCGUAUUAAUAAUAAAUUAUUUGCAUUUUUGUUAAAAAAAAAUGGACAUAGACAUGAACAACAGUAAAAAAUAGGAUCUAACCUUCUGGUUCCUUGAUUUUUGCAUGUGUUAGUAUGAUAACAGA
This is a messenger RNA of Cuscuta europaea, 3505 nucleotides long. The record is from the annotation of a GenBank genome assembly. Lineage: Eukaryota; Viridiplantae; Streptophyta; Magnoliopsida; Solanales; Convolvulaceae.